CCUUCCAUUCUCACCACGCAUGUGCGGCUCAGGGAGCGCGCAGUGCGGCGAUCGCUGGUGCACUAAGUGCCACCUAUCAGUGCCCAUCAGUGCCAGCAGUCAGUGCCACCUGCCAGUACCCAUCAGUGCCACAUCAAUGCCACAUAUCAGUGCAUACUAGUGCACAUCAAUGCCAAAUGUCAGUGCCCAUCUGAGCUGCCUUUCAAUGUCACCCAUCAGUGCCAGUCAGUGCCACCUAUCAGUGCCAAUCAGUGCCACCUAUCAGUGCUGCCAAUCAGUGCCACCUAUCAGUGCCAGUCAGUGUCACCUAUCAGUGCGCAUCAGUGCAGCCUAUCAGUGCCAGUCAGUGCCGCCUAACAGUGCCAGUCAGUGCCGCCUAACAGUGCCAGUCAGUGCCUAUCAG
Molecule: messenger RNA, 403 nt
Organism: Staurois parvus
Lineage: Eukaryota; Metazoa; Chordata; Amphibia; Anura; Ranidae
Source: the annotation of a GenBank genome assembly